Messenger RNA from Thlaspi arvense, 6567 nucleotides. NCBI's taxonomy places the organism in Eukaryota, Viridiplantae, Streptophyta, Magnoliopsida, Brassicales, Brassicaceae. The record is from the annotation of a GenBank genome assembly.
AUCACACCACCUGCCGAGGGUUUUAGCUGGCCGUCGAUUGGCUGUCACCGGUAGGGUUUUUUGACAUUUUGGGUUUUCAAAGUCAGUCGUCUCCUCCUCUAAUACAGUCCCCACUAUAUCGCCCAAUCCAUAAUAUUCUGAGAAUCCACAAGCCUUAGAAACUUGAAAGAUGAAGAGGAAGCAUACUAAUCCGAAGAAAUCUAAACCGUCGAAGAAGACGAAGAAGAACCCUGAAACACAAUGUGUCGAUUCUCCGGUAGAGGUCGUAAAAACCAAACCUUUUGAUCAAGGGGAAAUCGUCACGGGCACUGUUGCCCAAGAGCGUCCAUGGGAGAACCUUGAGCUUAUACUGUCGCUGCAGAGCAGUGAAUUGGGCGACAAAGAGAAGGUGGAGUUGGCUUUCAGUUUUGUGAAAGCACAUGUAGGAGAAGAAGUGACUGACGACGAUGAAGAACAUCAAGCGGUUAAGAUGUCGCGGCUGAUUAUUUAUCUCAGUGAAUGGAUCCAGUCACUGUUUGUUUCAAAAGAGAAGAGCUUUCAAGUUAAGGCCGAUAUAGGUUUGGACUUCAGAUGCUGGGAGAUCCUCAGGUUCUGCUUGAAUCAGUCAUCAGUCUUGCACGUCUCUCUCAAUUUGUCUAGGCACCUUCUAAAGGCUAUAGGCUUUCUGGCGGAAAGUCUUUUAUCUGCACUCAACACGCCCUUGUCUUCGGAUGGUCACGGUUUUGAAGUUUACAGUUCUGUGGUUGAUUGUGUGGGCUUGAUGUUUUCGUCCAAAAGUGGGAUGUCCAAUGACAAUUUAGACCUGUGGUUUUCAACUGUGGAGCCUGUCCUGAAGCUCACACAUAAAGUUCUUGCAGAGAAUAUCAAGGAUAGCGUAGCUGAUGCAUUUGUCCUUAAAUUCUCUUGCUUAGUUCUUGAGCCAUUCUCUAAGUUCUUAAUGACUCAUCCUACUAAGAAGAAUGGGUUUAGUGAUUUUCUGGACAAGCUUUUCCUUCCCUUCUUGGAUGUGUUGGGUUUAUUGAAUCUCAGCGAGCACAGAAAUUCCGGUUUAGAAAUAUCCUUGUCGAAGUUGAUUCAAGACAUAUUAUCUCUGGGUCUGUUUCAUUCAGCACAUAUUGAUGGGUUUUUAGGCCUAGGUGGAUCGGAAAGGUAUUUACCAGAGUCGAAAGCGAACAAAACUGUUCUGAAAAGCUAUCAUCGGCAUUUUUUUUCCAAGUUCGAGAACAUGUUACUAAUGAAGAUGGAGUUGGAGCUGAGCUGUAUGGGGUCAUUGUAUAGAUUGUUUAUCGACAGAGUGAUGAAACAACAGAGAGAUUCAAAUCAGUUACAGGAAGGCAUGACGACAAAGGCCUUAACUGCUGGGCAAGCAGAAGAAAGGCCAUGGAAGCAGCACGGUGCCGCUACAAAUGAUAAAGAGUCUUCUUCUUCAAAGACUCAUUGCUCAACUUCCCUGCGCCUGGAGACACGGAAAUCACUUUUUGAUUUCUUCCUGCAUCUUAUAGAACCUAUAUUGCUUAAGAUCGAUGGAUAUGUUGAAUCUGGCUCUGAAAUGACAUCUCUCUUAGGUGAUUUCUGCUGUUUUAUGAAGUCCGCAAAUAGUUUGCUGUUCCACUUUGCUCAUCAGCGAAUAUAUGUGAAGACAGAGGAUGCAUCUGGAGGAGCUUGCUUUUGUUACUUGAAGAAGAUCUUCAUAACAAUAGUCUCAGUUGCUUCUCAAUUACAAAAUUAUUCUACAUAUGAUGAAGUGUCAGCAAUGCAUGUUUCAUUAGCCAAGGAGCUAAUAACUGCGAUAGGCUACUUGUUGCAAAUUGAAUACGAAGUUAUUGAGAAUGAUUUAGUUACUUUGUGGUUAGUCAUUCUCUCUUUCCUGGGGUUUAGUACCUUUUCAUCAGAGAAUGCACAAGACGACUGUUCGUUGACUUCAUUGUUACUUGGUCUUGGAUGCCAGUUGAUAGAUUUAUAUAGUGACCUCCGCCAGGUAAGUGUUGUUGUAUUUGCUCUGUGCAAAGCUGGAAGGCUUGUGAUACCUCCUGAUGGUGAUAAUGGGAAGAUGAUCGAAACCAAAGAGCUUCCACGGUCUAAUGUUUCUCUUUUAGAAAGAAGCGCCAAAUCAGUGGAAAAGCUUUUGUCAUCUCAGGAUUUAAGACUUGCUAUACAUAGAGCUAUUAAAGUUAUACCAGAAGGCCAAGCAGGUGGUUGUAUCAAGAGCUUGACUACAGAUGUAUCAGAAACCAUGGAUUGGAUAAGAGUUAGUUGUUCAACAACUGCUAGAGAACAAGAUGGACAGGUAGCAGCACUCUUGGCCGGAGCUUUGUCUGAUAUCUAUUCACUUAUACUCGACUCACUAACUAUUACAACCGGGAAUAGUAGCCUUGUUGGCCAGUCCAUGAAUCAUCUGGUGGAUCUCAUCCGUCCUUGCUUAACCCACCUGGUUUCUUCAGACUCAGAUUGCAUUGAAAACUUCCUCUCUGCUGUCACCGGAAAGGGCUUGGACAUUAUGAUGGCUGAAAAGAAUAGGGAGGCCUACAGAAAGUCUGCGCGCUUGUUUAUUGUCUUCUUCUUACGAAUUUACAUGUCAUCCAGAAGCUUAUAUAGGCAGGUGAUUAGUCUUAUGCCUCCAAAUAAAUCAAAAGAGAUGGCUGCCAUUAUGGGCGACUCUGUCGCAGCUCGUUGCGGAGGUGAUUGGGUAAAAGAGGAAAGUUGGAAUGAUGAAGGCUAUUUUUCAUGGAUCUGCCAACCUUCAGCUUCUAUCGUUGACAUUAUUAAACACAUUUCAGCUAUUUACCUCAAGGAUGACAGUGCAGAUUGCUCCUUGCUGGUAUAUAUAUUGUAUGGUGUCACUCUUCAGAGACUUGCUGAUUUAAACAGGCACAUAAAAUCACUUGAUUAUGUGUCACAGAUCAGUGACAAUCAGAUGCAUGGUACAAUGCUCCAGCAUUUAUCGGUUCUUAAGUGUGAAGGAGAAGAGCUUACUGAUUUUCUCUUGGGCGACAACAUCAUACAAGGAUUUUCUGAUGUUGGAACUUUUGAAACGAUAGAUAACACUGAUCAGUGGGUUCUCAGUGUUUCAGGCAUCAACUGGAAGUCUUUGCCUGCUGUGCGUUUGUGGGUUCUUAGCCAGCAUAUUGAUAUUUGGUGCCCCCAUGCAGGAAAAAAGAAAUUGAAGAGUUUCCUCUCUCAGCUAAUAGGAAGUUCCGUUCCUCGUAUUUUGAACGGAGUGGGUAUGUCUACUCUUGGCACUCAGAAGAAGAAAACAGGGUUGGAACAGUUUUCCUUAGGACUUCUUUGUGAUUCAGUAUUGUAUGAGCAUGAAUUUGUUCGCAGAUAUUUGGCGCCGAGUUUCUCUCACGUACUGAAAACGACGGCCGAAUCUUUUUUCAAGGAUUUUACUGAAGAAGUAAACUUUGAUUCACCACCAGAUUGGUCAGAGGUGUUAAUCUUGCUUGAAAGUUCAGUUGCCAACUUAUCUGGAAAGCUUCAAUCAGAAGCCUUUGUAGAGGCACAUGUGCCACACCUGGACAAUCGGAAGUUCACAACUUGUCAAAAUUUGCUAAAUCUUUUAUGUGGUAUGCCCAAGGAGUAUAUGAACAAGAAGUCAUUCCAACUUUAUGCAAGUUUUGUUCUUGACCUUGAGAGGUUUACAGUUUUUAGCAUGUUGAGAUGUUUGAACAAGCUGUCUCCGGGUGAUAUGCAAAACCUUUUCAGCCUGUUCAUCACUUGCAGAAAAACUUUGAAAAGUAUUGCUAUGAUUUCUUGCGACAAGGUGCUAGGAGCUACCAAGUUACCUUUAUCUGAUAGUUCGUUGUUGGCUUCUUGGCUUCUCAAAUCAGCACAAGCUGCGGUAACUUGUCAAGAGAGAUUUAGGAAUGAGUUUACAGGAAAAUCAAGAGACGCCCUAUUUUCUUUGAUGGAUCACACAUCAUAUAUGUUUCUAAGUGUAAGUAAAUAUCAAUUCAGCAAGGCGCUACCACUGUCUGAUGGACAAGCGAACCUUAUAUUUGAGAGCUUGGCCGAACAGGCAGAAACUCUACUCAAUGCUUUGAGGGCAACCUUCAGAGAUGAGAAAACAGUCUUUGAAUGUGAGACUCUGGUACUGAGCAAGUUAGCACCCAUAUUUUCUUGUUUGAGUGGGUUGUUGUGGGGAUUAGCAUCUGCAGUGAGUCACAGAGAUAUGCAGAAGAAUCAUCAGAACACAAAACUGAGAUGGAAAUCAGAACAGUUUUCGAAGCUUUCCGGCAUUAUCCAUGUGCUUAGCAAUUUUUUUGAGGUUUUCGCGCAGUGUCUGUUUCUUAGUGGUGACGUGCAGCGGGAAAUCCAAACCAAUAUAAACUGGACCAAAUUGCUUGAUGGGACCGAGGUUUCAAAUGGUGUUGUGUGUGGUGACGUAGUAGAGAGUAGCAGAGAUGUGAAAAAACAAAUUAUUGAGAGCUUCAUAAAGGGUGAUUCGUCGGAAGUAGUAUUGGCACUCAGACAUCUGCUAAUUGCUUCUGCUUCUAUUUUACGGCUAAAUCUGCAGAUCGAUGGCAUUACCUUCUCACCUACGUUUAUCUCUGUUCUCACAGACAUUUCAAAUGAUCUGCUAUCUGUCUUCGCAGGCAUGAGCGAGGCACCCCUCGAAUCCUCAUUUAUUUGGUUGGAUGGUGCAGUGAAAGUUCUGGAAGAAUUAGGGAGCCACUUCUGCUUAUCUAACCCUACACUAAACAGAGAUCUGUACUCAAAGCUGAUUGAGUUGCACCUGAAGGUGAUUGGGAAAUGCAUAUCGCUACAAGGAAAAGAUGCUACCUUGGAAUCCCACGAGACGGGAUUUGACAGUAAUGUAAUCCAUGCUAAGAAAAUGCUAUCAGAAAAAAGCCGGUUUGAAAGAUUGCAUUGGUUGGAUGAACUAAAAGGGAGGCUUAGAAUGUCAUUCAUAGUGUUUAUACAUAAUUCCUCAGAGCUACACUUACUGUCGGGAGUACAGGCUAUAGAAAGAGCACUGGUUGGAGUGUGGGAAGUGUGCCCAGCUAUCUACAGCAUACAGACUGGAAACAGAGAUGGGGGCAGAAUCUCUGAAACCGCUGCUGCCGGUAUUGACUGUCUGGACCUAAUUCUGGAGCAUGCCACAGGUCGCAAACGUUUGAAUGUAGUUAAAAGGCACAUUCAGGGAUUAAUGUCGGCAGUGUUCGGAAUCAUGGCUCACAUGCAGAGUCCAUUUAUUUUCUGCACAAAUGCAGUUGUUGGACCCAAUUCUCCAGAUGCUGGGUCAGUCAUUCUUAUGUGUGUCGAAGUCUUGAUAAGAAUAGCAGGGAAACACGCAUUGUUUCAGAUGGAUUCAUCGCACGUAGGACGGUCCGUACAUAUGCCCGGAGCAAUUUUUCGAGAUUACCUUCAGAUUACAAGGGUGGGAACCUCGGUUCUGGAUGGAAACUUGGUACGUAAGGAUGAUCAGGAACAAGAUGUGUUAGGAAGAUCUAAAGAUCUCCACGUAGACCAGAAAUUCUCAGUGAGCUUGUAUGCUGCUUGCUGCCGACUAUUAUAUACUGCUGUCAAGCAUCAUAAGAAUGAAACUGAGGGCUCCAUUGCUACGCUGCAAGAAUCUGUUUCUGCGCUUCUUCAUUGUCUGGAGACGGCAGGAAAUAAUUUCGGUAAAUGUGUUUCAUGGGAAGUGGAAGAGGGAAUCAGAUGUGCUUGUUUCCUCCGGAGAAUCUAUGAAGAGCUAAGACAGCAGAAGCAAGUUUUUGGACAGCACUGUUUCAAGUUCUUGUCAACAUACAUAUGGGUUUCUUCCGGGUACGGUCCUCUUAAAACGGGUAUCAAAAGGGAGGUAGACGAAGCUUUAAGGCCUGGUGUGUAUGCUCUUAUAGACUCUUGCUCACCUCACGAUCUUCAAUAUCUUCAUACAGCAUUUGGUGAAGGUCCUUGCAGAAACUCUCUAGCAACUCUGCAACAAGACUACAAGUUGAACUUCAAGUACGGAGGAAAAGUCUAGAUAAUCACAAUUAGUGUUGUGGUAAGUUCCUUAGAUACGCCACAAGAGUUUUAUUAUAACGGGAUUUGGUCAUUUGUUGAAGUUGUAAAGUUGGUGGUAAGAGAAUAGUAAUUGGUUGUUAAAGACAUGAGUUACACAAACUAUAGAAAAAUAUAUUUUGAUUCUUGUCUGCCACUAAUCAACCACACUUCUUGCUUGGAAGUUAAAAUUAUUAUAGUUAAAAAAAAGUUAGAAAGAAAUUGCCCGAUGAUUGUCAAACCAAAUAGACCACCGUAUCUCAGCCGUUCCACGGCGGCUUCAACUACCAUUUUUCAAGGUGCCGGCUGCUAAAUUCAUUAAUAUAUUUGUGGCAGGCGUUGUGAAUAAAAGAAGAUGAAAGUCAUUGUCCUUUUAGUCGAAUCAUAUCUAUUGGAGCCGAAAGUGUACUUUACUAUGGUCGGUUUUUAAUAUUUUAUCAAUUAUUAUCUGAAUAGACCGAAUUAGUUUGAUGUAUACAUUUCCUGGAAGAAAUAAAACAUUUAUACUCCAACCAAAGAAAGAAAAAGUCAAUUUCUCCGCAUGAUAUAACCAAAUGCAUUUGUAAAGAUUUAACAUUUGAC